GCCUUUAAAGUGAAAAAAGACGAAGAAGAUUAAGAAAAAAGAAAAGAAAACGCAAGUCAGCCCAAGUAAACUUACAAGGGUAUUGUUAUGUGCAUUAGUGGCUAAGCUGAGGCUUGCUGUUGCCGCGCUUCAAACUCAGAUUAUUGCCUCCGCUAUUGGGCGUCAGCCUCUCUCUCAAAGGACCUUCAACUCCGAUAUUUCUUCCCGUCCGUAAAGUUGGGCAUAAACAAACGAACAAUGCGACCGGGUUAAGUGUUAUCACUGUCCAACCGAAAGGUCCAUUAAAGAAAAGAAAAAAAGAAAGGAAAGGAAAGGAAUUCGGCAUUAAACUCACCCGGGUUUUUCCCAUUUGUGAUACGGCAUGAUCGUCGUCAUAGCCAACUUUAAUCCCAGGCUUUCUUCAUCCCCCGCUCCCUUACUCUCUCACGAUGGCCGAGGAGGAGAGCGUAAAGAAGCUACAUGAAUGGAUAAUCAUGCAGCGCAGAGGUCGUAAUAAAAUCCUAAGAGCAUCAAAGGAUCCUAUAGCACGAGCCCGGCUCUUUACCGAGAUCCCGUCCCCAAACCCCGUAGUACUCCACAUUUCAGAGUCCGAUCGUGUUUCGGCCUUAACUUCCCUUCCGGCGUUCCUCUUCAGCGGCCCCGCCGUAGAAUCCGGACAAACCCCUAUCUCUAUUCAGGGGUAUCGAUCCUUCCUUACCACCUUUCCUCCCGAGGUCCGGAACAUUAUUUACCACUACGCCAUAGGUUAUCCCACCUGUCGAAACCUUUACGACUAUUAUUAUGAUCAGAAAGAAAAGGCCAAGGCCAAGAUCGAGCUGCGACCACGCUCUGCUAAUACCAGAGUGUCGCGUCACUCCAAGAUUAUCCUCCGGACGCCUGCCAUACUUCUUCUCUGCAAGCAGAUUACCCGAGAAGUAUUAAGUUUCCUAUACCUCCAGCCCUUCGUUAUCGACCGCAUCCCGCCAUGGAUCAUGGGUAACUCAGCACCCCUUUCCAUAGUCAACUUCAUCAGCAGAGCAACCCUGCAAAAGCUUCGAUUCGUCCAAAUCAAAAUCUCACUCGGUGAUAGUAUCGAAUUUGGAAGUGGGAAGGUCUGGCUUAGGCUAUUGAAUGAUGUACUAGAUGCCUGGUCGGAACGCAACUCCCUUGUUCGAUUGGAAGUCAUGUUCAAACUUUCGCAUAUCACUAGGCCGAACAUAUGGACAUAUGAACUGGAGUAUUACGAGACGCUUGUUAACAAGCUUUCCUAUUUCGAGUUCAAACACGGAUCGAAGCCGAGCUUGAUCCGUUGGGAACAUUGGGUCAUAGAUUUCGGCUAUGCCUAUCGAGUCGGCCAUAGAAACCCCUUGAUUAGAGUACAUCCUGAUCCAUACAUAUGGCAGGGAAGCGUUAUCGAAUGGCUCUAAGCUGGCAUCAACUAUUUACGACUAAGACUAUGUGGCGUACUAUGGGAACCUAUAAUAUGGAGAGGGUUACGACCGUGACCGAGCGAGGUAAAGGGGAGAAGGAGUAAAAUUCACAGGCAUACUCGCAAACACAUACGGCGUUUGGAAGGCAUAUACCCAGGUUUUGAUUUGAUCAUUGCAGCAAGCAUGACUUUCCCUAAAUCGUCCCAGAACGCUUAUUCAUUCAAUAAAUUGCGCUGACUUAUCCUAAUAUUGGUAAUAAAGAACCUGUAGAAUCUUCGUACACUGCAUAUUCGACGUCAGGUAAUAAUACGUCU
Messenger RNA from Daldinia caldariorum, 1723 nucleotides. RefSeq lists its product as uncharacterized. The transcript has 3 exons. The record is from RefSeq and is a predicted model, not a curated record. NCBI's taxonomy places the organism in Eukaryota, Fungi, Ascomycota, Sordariomycetes, Xylariales, Hypoxylaceae. Bases 429 to 1406 code for a protein of 325 amino acids.